CACGUUCGCUCGAUAAUAAGAACGCGUAAUCGUCUUCUUCUGUUUCCCCGCUACACGACGCCACAGUCGAGAGCUAUCGCAUCGCACUGAACAACGCAUAAUACAGUACAUUAAUAUUCUUAGUAUGUCAUAUACGCGGAUGUAACAAGAUGUCAAAGCUCGUAAUUGGGAAACUAGCAUUUGUUACCGGUGCUGGAAGCGGCAUUGGAAGAGAAGUAUGUCGCGUUUUAGCUCGAGAAGGCGCCCAAGUGAUCGCGACCGAUCAAAAUAUCAAAUCGGCUCAGGAGACUGUAGCUACUUUGGAAGGUAACAGACAUGUCGCAUUGAAAGUGCAAGUCACCGACCGAGAGAACGUGGAAACAGCGUUCAAAGAUGUCACGAAACAGUUCUCGAAGCCACCUACAGUCGUUGUUAAUGCAGCGGGUAUCCUGCGCGAUAACUUUUUGGUGAAACUCAGCGACAGCGACUUCGAUGAUGCGAUCAAUGUCAAUCUGAAAGGCACUUUUCUUAUCAUGCAAACUGCUGUCAGGGCGAUGAUAGAGGCGGACGUGACUAAAAAUUCCUCUAUCAUCAAUAUAAGCUCCAUUAUCGGCAAGCAGGGGAACAUUGGACAGGCUAAUUACAGCGCGUCGAAGGCUGGAGUGAUAGCCAUGACAAAGUGCGCUUCUCUGGAGCUUGGACAGUUUGGAAUUCGGGUGAAUGCAGUGUUGCCUGGCGUUAUAGACACUGCUAUGACUGCAAAUGUACCGGAUAAAGUCAAGGCAAUGUUUAAGAAAAGAGUACCGUUACAGAGAAUUGGAAAGCCACAAGAGGUAGCAGAAGUUAUUACAUUUCUGGCUUCCGACAGGAGUUCUUAUGUGAAUGGCACGUCCGUCGAAGUUACUGGAGGAUUGCAUUAAUUCUUGUUAUUUUUUGUUUUAUAUAUAUAUGUGCCAAAUGGUGAUAUUCUUUUAACCAUAUAUUUUUGAGAAACUGUACAAACGAGUGAAUCGACAUUUUUUAUUAUAGAUCGAAAAUUAAAUAAUGUACUUCUUGC
Messenger RNA from Ooceraea biroi (clonal raider ant), 1036 nucleotides. Its product is annotated as estradiol 17-beta-dehydrogenase 8. Gene Ontology annotation, biological process: fatty acid biosynthetic process. Gene Ontology annotation, molecular function: oxidoreductase activity, acting on the CH-OH group of donors, NAD or NADP as acceptor; quinone binding. NCBI's taxonomy places the organism in Eukaryota, Metazoa, Arthropoda, Insecta, Hymenoptera, Formicidae. The record is from RefSeq and is a predicted model, not a curated record.